CCUACAAAAUAAGUAGUACUUGUUAUUCAUCGUUAUUUUUACCAAUUCCUGGAAAAUUUGCACUAGGGAUCCGUCUUCGGGUUGCUAAUUUCGAAAAGAAAUAGUGAAAAAUGACGUUAAUUUUUUUCUUUUUAAAUUUGUGCAGUUCCAUCUUCAGAAGAACGUUCGCGAAUUAUUGCGCAUAUUGAUAAAGAAUUUGAUUUUCCGUCGAGACGGAAGAUGAGUUCGCAAAUAGAUUGCGAUCGGUCGGUAUGUAAUUUCUGUAAGUCGUGCGAGAAUUUAUCACGUUGCGCCCGAUGCAAAGUGACCUUUUACUGUUCCAAGGAACAUCAAAAAAAAGACUGGAAAAAACACAAGCACACUUGUCGUGAGAUAGUGGGAUUAGGGAACUCUGUGGAAGCGAAAUACGGCAAUACGGUGCACAACAGAGCUUCAGCUCCUUUGCCUGUGGAGGGCAGCUCAGAAAGUGAAAUCUUGUGUGCUGUAGAUGAAACUUUAACAGAUAAUCACUGUGAUGAAAAAAAUUCAGUUGACAACAAUUUAAAGUACAAAUCUAGUAUGGCUAUCAAAUAUUUUCCUGAAAUCUCUUUAACUAGUAGUGGUGCACUAUUUGAACACCAUAUAGAAGAUGAUGUGUUGGAGGAGAUGUGCAAAAAUAUUGUGCAAGAUUUGAAUUAUUACGGGUUGUGCGUUCUAGAUAACUUUUUGGGCUUUGAAAUUGGUCAGAAGGUGCUGGCAGAGGUGUUGAAAAUUAAAGGGAUGGGUGCUUUAAGAGAUGGCCAGUUGGUUUCUAGUAAGGGUAAAGCCAAAGAGGACUUAAAGACUAUAAGGAGUGAUCAAAUUUGUUGGGUGCACGGAAAAGAAGAGUAUUCAAAACACAUUGGUUAUCUAAUUAAUAAGGUGGACAAGUUAAUAACAAGAGCAAAUAAAAUGGAAAAUAAUGGUAAACUGGGAAAGUACAACAUUAAUAAUCGUACCAAGGCUAUGGUGGCUUGUUAUCCGGGUUCGGGUACCCAUUACGUUAAGCACGUAGACAACCCCAAUAGGGACGGCAGAUGCAUAACUGCAAUCUAUUAUCCCAACUUGAAUUGGGACGUCAGACGAUGCGGAGGGCUGUUGCGAAUAUUCCCUGAAGGGUGGAGGGAAGACAAGGUGGCAGAUAUCGAACCGUUGUUUGAUCGGUUAAUAUUCUUCUGGUCAGAUAGGAGAAACCCGCACGAGGUGCAGCCUGCCUUUGAGACCCGUUAUGCCAUCACAUUAUGGUACUUUGACGCGGCUGAGAGGGAGGAAGCGUUGAGAAGGUUUGAGGAAGCAAGGAGGGGACAAUUAGAGAAAUCGCCAACGCCAUCUACCUGAUUACAUAUAUUUAUGCAAAUACCCUGAUAUAUUAGAGCUGUAGAAUAAGUUAAACGCGCCUGAUUUAUGAGUCUAUUGUGAUUUCGGUAGCUUUAGGACAUAUAAAGUCGUUAAACGGGAGCAAUAAAUUUAGUCAAAAGUAUCUAUUAAAAUGAGUUCAAAAAAACGUGUUUUCUGUAAUGUCGAACUCACUUUAGCUGAGUACCAAAAUGCAUAAUUUUUAGCCUCCGUUUUUCAAUAACAGACUUUUUAUCUCUUACUGAGACCCCAAUAGAAGCACCCACCUGAUGCGUUAUUAAAUUAUAUUGACUUUUUUUUUAUUAUUGAAAGUAAAUUUUUAUUUAAUUAAUCGGUAGUAUUUAAUAUAAUUUGAGGUGAUAUUUUAUGAAGGGUGCACGUUUGAAAACAAGCGUUACAUAUAUAUAUAUAUAUAAAUAUAAAUCAGGCGCAAAGGUUGUACAUACAUUUCCUGUUUUUGUAUCAAGCGACUUGUAAAAUAGUGAAAUUGUAAAAUAGUAAGGAUGCGAUUCUUUAUUGUUAUUGUACUUAUCUAUUUUAUACAAUAGGCAUUGUAAAAAUUGUUUGAAGCGCCCCGGUUGCAUCUCGUCCGUUUUGUGUUAAUUUAUCAUAUGUUGAAUGAUAUCUGAAUCGCCUAAUACUUUUUUCCAUUAUUGUGUAUGUUGUUAUACUAACAGUUUUAAUGAGCGCUGCGAAAAAAAUAUAGUUAUUUUUCAUAUAAAUAAUAAUUAAUAUAUUUUGGACGGCCAAAGCCUUUUACUCAACCCAUACUAAA
Messenger RNA from Cylas formicarius (sweet potato weevil), 2149 nucleotides. It is a transcript of the gene Hph, whose product is annotated as prolyl hydroxylase EGLN3. The transcript has 4 exons. The record is from RefSeq and is a predicted model, not a curated record. NCBI's taxonomy places the organism in Eukaryota, Metazoa, Arthropoda, Insecta, Coleoptera, Brentidae. Gene Ontology annotation, molecular function: peptidyl-proline 4-dioxygenase activity; ferrous iron binding; L-ascorbic acid binding. Gene Ontology annotation, cellular component: nucleus; cytoplasm. Gene Ontology annotation, biological process: peptidyl-proline hydroxylation to 4-hydroxy-L-proline; cellular response to hypoxia. The coding region runs from base 220 to 1356 and encodes 378 amino acids.